AUGCUCAGCAACCUCGAGCAAGCCAUCACCAACGUGCUUAUAUGUAAGCAGACUCCCGACUACUUCAACGUCCUGCGCGAAUACACCGAUAUCUCUCGGCUUCCAAAAGCCAACAAGGAGAAAGAAGCACCAAAGUUUCUGGAACGCGCCAUGGGCAAAUAUCCAGCUUCUGGAGAGAGGGCAGGUUCACCAUUAGCCGACCACGUUACUUCAAUCAACAGGGAUUUGAUGCAGACCAGGCUCGACGUUCUGAUGUUGUGUACGCCGUUUGCUAAGAGGUUCAAGUGCCCAUGUAUGUGUGGGGAAAGUUUAACGAGGGAGAGAAUAAUCCACAAGUUGAACCUUGUUGAUGGAGAGGGAGAGCCCAAACCUGUCGGGUGA
Molecule: messenger RNA, 381 nt
Organism: Psilocybe cubensis
Lineage: Eukaryota; Fungi; Basidiomycota; Agaricomycetes; Agaricales; Agrocybaceae
Exons: 2
Coding region: 1-381 (126 amino acids)
Source: RefSeq, a predicted model, not a curated record